Messenger RNA from Adineta ricciae, 792 nucleotides. The record is from the annotation of a GenBank genome assembly. NCBI's taxonomy places the organism in Eukaryota, Metazoa, Rotifera, Eurotatoria, Adinetida, Adinetidae.
AUGACCGAUACUCAAUUUAAUAAAGAUGAACAGUUGAACGUUAUCGAUAAUCAGGUUGAUAAUUUGUCUGACGAAGAUUCAAAUCAUACUCAUCAUGUAAAAGAGAUGAAAAGUGAAGUAAAAAACGAUCUCGAUUCUAAAGAAAAAACAACUAUAUCAAAAUUGACAUCUGUUGAAGAUAUUUUAAAUGUAGAUGUGUUCGAUGAUUUCAUUUUGCAGAAUUUCACUCCUUUUUCAGAAAAAACUGACGUUGUACAGUGGUUUGAUGAAACAGAAGAUAAAUUCAAACAAUUCCGUAUGGGUACAAAUGCUCGUUACAAGGCUAUAUCAUUCCUAACUACAGGAGACGGUAAACGAAAAUAUGUGAAACAUCGUAAAGAGAUACAAUCUUUUGACGAUUUCUAUGAGUUUUUAUUAGCAGAAUUGGACUCUCUUUCUGAUGCAACUUAUACAACAAAACGUUCACAUAGUGUAACGUUUUUGACAGAUAAUCUUAAGAAUUCAACUCGAAUUGAGCCUGAACUCAUUCCAAAACCUUCAACUGCUAAUAAUGACAUUUCAACUGUGUCCUUUCAGCGAUCAAUAGCUAAUGACAGUACAGCAAUGGUUCACAGAGACAUUGCCAAUUCUUUUAACGGCAGACCUUCUGUCUUAUCAACUACAAGUUCUAGUCAUUCUUCCACAAUGGAUCUCGAUCAGAACCUUAAUGAUCUUCGUAGAGCUAUUGUACAAGAUUUGAUUAAGAAUCCAAAAGUAUUUAAAGGUGGUAAAGACAAUGUAAAAAAUGGAUAG